Candoia aspera is the source of this 3248-nucleotide messenger RNA. It is a transcript of the gene PLEKHO2, whose product is annotated as pleckstrin homology domain containing O2. Gene Ontology annotation, biological process: macrophage apoptotic process. The transcript is spliced from 6 exons. Bases 450 to 2093 code for a protein of 547 amino acids. Lineage: Eukaryota; Metazoa; Chordata; Lepidosauria; Squamata; Candoiidae. The record is from RefSeq and is a predicted model, not a curated record.
GCCGGACCUGGGGAAGCGAUUUCCUUCCCGAACAGCCUCUCGCUCGGGGUCUUCCCCAGCUCCUCUUCCGCAGAAGCAGCAGCAGCGACCGGAAACUUCUUUUCUUUUGGCAAAGUUGCAGGGAUCGGAGGGGCGCCCCAAGUGGCGGCGUUUCGAACCCAGGGCUUCCUUCGCCGCCCCCCAAGUUACACCCCUCGGCUCCGCCCUGCCCUGCCUUUCCUGCGCCGGCUUCGCGAGCAGCCUGAUCGGAAGAGCGAGCGCGUCGGUGCGGAGAUGGAGCCGCCCCGAGGCUCGUGAAACGGAGAGGAGGGGGCAGCGGCGAAGUGGAGCUUCUUCCUUUCUUUUUCGGCGCGCCGGGCCAGGGCAAAAGCCGCCAGCCGCCGGAUUCCUCCGCCUCUUCGGCCAAGCGGGGCAGAAGCUCGUUGCCUUGGUCUUUCCACCCCCCGACCAUGGAAGAUGGUUUGAAAGAGGAAAAUUCGGAGAAGUCAAAGAGUCCCACUUCAGGAGACAAAGUUGGCUGGAUCAAGAAGAGCAGUGGGGGGCUUUUGAGUCUUUGGAAAGAGCGUUACAUCCGGCUCUGUAAAACCCAGCUCUUUGUAUAUGAAGAUGAGGAGGAACAGAAGUGUGUUGAGAGUCUUGAACUGGAGCACUAUGAGAGAUGCCAAGAUUUGCGAGCACUCCUGAAAAGGAAAAACCGAUUCAUUUUAAUCCAUUCUCCAGGUUGCAAGGUGCAAGAUAUCAAAUUCCAGGCAUCGACCACAGAAGAAAAGGAAUUGUGGAUGAAAGCACUCAAUGAUGGCAUCAACCGAGGAAAGAAUAAAAUAUUUGAUGAGGUAAAAGUUGAUGAAAGUCUUUCCCUGGAUCAUGUAACUCGAGGCAGAGCCAAGAUAGCCCAGAGUCGUCGUCCACCAACCAGAAGCCAUCUGAAGGAGGUGGCUAGUGCAAUGUCAGAUGGAAUCCUAAGGCUUGAUUUAGAUGUACCAGACAGUGGACCUCCAAACAGCAUCCUAGUGACAAGUGAAACUGCUGAAACUCCUCCUCCAAAGGAGACUCAUAAACCUCCGAUGCCCCCUGCAAAAGUGCCCAUGCCUCCUACAGAGAAGCUAAGUGCCAAUCCUACCCCAGAAGAUCCACAGGUCAAGAAGCCCCCCAUACCUCCAGCUAAGCCUCUUAAGGAGGUAGCAGCACCCAGUGAAAAUAUGAACUCUGUGGAAGUAAGCAAUGCAGAAGAGGAAAAAGAUGAUGCUAGUGAAGACUCUGAAAGGACUCCAGUUGAAGAUUUUGUGGAAACCAACCCUCCAGUACCUCCUCCGAAGAUUUUAUCUGACAAAAUGAUGGUAACAUGGGAUGAUCCUGUUUCUGAAUUUCAUGAAGUUGGAACUGAGAAUCAGUUAACAGCUGGCAGUGAGGAGAAUAUCCCUGAAUUAAACAAGGAAACAAUCAAACCACCGACUCCUCCUCCUAAGAUUUUUAAAGCCACCUUGAGCUCCAAAGAGAACAACACAGAGGUAGAAACUUCUGAAGGCGAUUGGCAGCCUGAUGAAGACUCAAAACUUGCGGUCAACGGCAUUGAUGGCAACAGAACCACCGAGCCUGCUUUCCAAGAUGAGAAGGAGCAGGAUGAGCAUUCCUCAGAGCAAGGAGCAAAGGGAGAGGGAUUGAGCCUGCCUUCUGAAGAUCAGGCUGACAUACUGGAGCCUGUGGGAGGUUCUCCAGCUACCAAGCCUCGCAGCUCCUCCCUAGGGGAAUUGCUUUCAGAAUCACCAAAAAAGCCUAUUCUUUGGCCAGAUUUCCAGCAGGGGUCUGUUCUCCACAUGGUGCAGAUGGAGAAGAAAAUUGCCUAUGAAAAGGAACGAACUGAAAAGCUACUGCAGAAGGUUCACUGUGGAGGGUUCGAGCAAGCCCGGAAGAGCAAUGGACCCCCAGUAGAUGCAGCAGAGGAGCUGCUCAGCAAAGCAACUGAACAGCUCAGGCAAGCCACCCAAGUCUUGCAAGAGGUCAAAGAUUUAGACGAACUGAGAAGGGAACCUACCAGUUUCCGGAAAGGCGUCCCGAAGGACCUAGUGACCGUUUACAGGAGAAGUGUUCCCUAAGAAGGAACUGAAUUCUGAAUUGUGACUUAGCUGAAAUGUAGCCAGGGAGCACAAUUUCUACCGGGCUACUAGACCAGUGGUUUAAACGUGGGUGGAUAGGGCAGCAGCUGAGUCUUACCAAGCAAUGCUUACUUUUACACUGCCACUUUUGUAACCUCAGGCUGUGGGCUGGAUCCUGCUGGGUGGGGUGUGCUAGAGAGGGAUUUGGGUAGAAGGCCCCAGGGAAAGAUCUGUUUUUGGAACUCAAGCAGUAACUGGAAGACCUAGGGACUUCCUACCAGGGGUGCCUAAAACAGUUCGAAUGCAGAACAGUUUGAGUUUGAACUGAGUUCAUCCACCAUUUGAGAAGCACCUCCAACUUGAUAGAAGCCUCUUCUGAGCUCAGAAUGGUGUUCAGAAUUCGAGGUGUUGCCAUUUUGAGUUAGGAACACAGUGGGUUGGAGCAGGAACAUUGUGCAUCCAGGACAGCCUGGGACGUUUCGAGUUAGAAAAGUUGUGCCCAGCCCUGGUUCCUGUCCUUCUGCUUUGUUCUCACGCUCUGUCUGAGACGAGUUUGCAAAGACUGUGCCGAGAUCAACUGCAGGAUGAGAUCUGAGUGGGUCGGGCAAGAAUGAGGCUGUAGCACUUUCUAACCUUUUUUUCACUCAGGGUUAAUGCAGGGGGGCCCAUGGGAGGCAGGGCUGAAGCAAGCAGUGGGUGGGGUCUUCUUUGAUACCCCUUUUUUCUCCUUUGUGCUCCCCUCUUCUUCGUUUUUCCUUCUUUUUCUGACUCUCCUUUUGAAUGGCUCUGCUGCAGAGGGCUUUCUGCAUGCUCGUUCCAGCUUUAUUUAUUUCUCCCAAGCCAUGCAUCCUUGCAAGUGGUGGUGGUAUGUGCGCCCUGCACUCAAAAACAUGCACACUUACCACCAAGAUAGCCAGUGAUGUUUUGAUGAGGCUCCCAAUAUGUAGGAUUUGGUGGCGAUGGGUGGUUUCUUCUCUGGAUAUCUGAGUCUUGUCCAGCCAGGGACCAAACUGAACUGCAGCAUCAGAUUUGGAAACUCACCUAGUUCACACAUCAUCCACUUGCUUGGUGUUGGUUUAGUAUGUUGCGUGUUGCUCACCUCUUGUGGCUGAUUCAGCAAACGAUGGUUAUGCAAAGUGUAGCUUAGCACAGCAU